Acanthopagrus latus (yellowfin seabream) is the source of this 3725-nucleotide messenger RNA. It is a transcript of the gene rasd2a, whose product is annotated as RASD family member 2. Gene Ontology annotation, molecular function: GTPase activity; GTP binding. The record is from RefSeq and is a predicted model, not a curated record. NCBI's taxonomy places the organism in Eukaryota, Metazoa, Chordata, Actinopteri, Spariformes, Sparidae. The coding region runs from base 2512 to 3561 and encodes 349 amino acids. The transcript has 2 exons.
UGCGGUCACGUGACGCGGCGUGAGGCGGCGCUGUGGAGCCCUCUGGCCACGCCCACAACCCGAUAAUGUUGAAUCAUAACAUUUUUCACCAGAUGUGACGCGUGUGCAGAGUUUGGUGAGUUUUUUAGGGUUUUGUUCAGGCCGCCGAACAUUCGCUUCUUGACGGAGACGAACACUCUGAACCUGGAGAAAACAAAAGGCUGCUCGGGCGUAAAUAUGAGAGAAGACGAGCUGAAGUGGAGGCCGGGGAAUAAAAGUGACGGUUAAGAUAAAAAAAGAUGAUCCCAGUUUCGUAGCGUAGAAGGCAAACAGAAAGGUUUGCUUCACAUAUUUGGUGCGUAAAAACCGAAACACUCCCCGUCUGCAUUAGGACUCUGAAUCUGGUCCCCUGAGAUCAAACAGGUGACGUGUUGUUAAAGUGACUCCUCUGACAUCUCUGGUGAUGACGAGUCGACGGCCUGACGAUGAGCCUCGAUCGUUCCCGUAAAUAAAAACCAAAACCGCUCGACGUUAACGUUGAAAGUCGUUUCUAUAUUUAGUCCCGUCAGCAGUCGGUGAAUCAGUGAAUGACAGCACGUAUGACGGCGUCACCGUGACUAAGAGGAGAGACCGAGACCCUCGUCAGGGUGAAGCGUCAACCAUCCUGUUUACACAUUAAAGUGCUGCAUUGUGGGUAAUGUAGUUUUUGAAUAGGAAGAGGAAACGGCUGAUUUUAAAUGCACAGUGUAUUUUUUUAAAUUUCCGAUGGUGUUUUGCUGUCGGUGCUCUUUCCUGAGCUGUUUUUCACUGAGACGUCAGGACAUUUUUUUGGUUGAUUAGCAGCAACAGAUCGGAUUGUCUGAUGAGAUGCAGGCAGCUUCAAACUCUGUAUUUUGGACAAGAUGUCAGGACCAUGUGCAGCUUUAAAAAGAGGUAUUUCUUGAUAAGACAUCAGGGCCAUUUGUAGGGUAUCACUGUUGAGAUAUUGGGACUUUUUUCAGCUUUAAACCAGGUGUUUAUUUUAUGAAAUGUUGCAGAAGACAAGGUUCGUUUUGAGGAGAUGUCAGGACCACCUGUAGCUGAACACCAGGUGUUUUUUUAGGAGAUGUUGGGACUGUUUGCAGAUUUAAACUGGGUAUUUUUUUACAAAACUUUGGGACCAUUUGCAGCUGAAAACAAGGUAUUCUUUGAUGCAACAUUUGGGACAUGUGCAGUUGCAAAAACCAGGUAUUUUUGAUGUGCCGUCUGGACAUUUUUCCUGCUGUGUUUGUGGCCAAAACACCAUCGUUUCCUGAUCCUAACCAAGUGUUUUUGUGCCUAAACCUUAACCAAACAAUAAACAUUGCAUUUAUUUCAUUAAAAAAAAUGUAAAGUUUGAAUCUGUAGUUUGCAGAAAGUUACAUUGUUCAUUAUUCAAGUGAGUUGUGUGAAAAACCAGGUCAGCUAUGAAGGUCUUCCAUCAGAACAGCACACAAAAGAAAAUGUACCUCCGUUCUAGUUUCCAUCAAAACAUGAUUUUCUGAUGGUAUUCACUGAACUGCGCUCGUUGGAGGGAGGUCAAACACUCAAAUCUUCCCUUUAUUUUAUGUAACCAACCAAUUCUUCAGGUUUCCAAGGAAGAAAUGUGCUGUGGGCUCUCCAUUCAGAGGCGCCCUUGGUUUGUGAAAAGGAUGGUUAGAUGGAGAAGAAGCUGCAGUUAUUCAACAUGUUUUGACUCCUGCAUGAACAGACAGACUGUCCAAAUGUUCAGGUGAGGACAGGAUCCUUCACCGUGCUCUCCGUCCAAGCCUUCACACCAGAUCCUUGGACAUCAUCUGUGCCCUGACACUGAUGUAUUUACAGAUGCUGAAGACUCAUCAGCAGAGAGGGUGAGCUGUUUCUGCAGCCAACACAUCGUGAGUCCUGCUGCUCAUGAACAGCUAAACUCCCAAACGCACCAGUUAUGUCAGAGAUGUGCAGGCGCGCAGGAAAACACCGUGUGGGAAACAUAAAAAUAGAUUUUAAAAAAAGAGAGAGAGAGGCUGAAACGCACCGAGAGAAGAGGAAGAACUCGGUUAAUUAGUGCUCAGACCUCCAGUGUCCAUGACUACAGAGAUGUGUGCAAUUAUGUGUCAGUCCAUUCAUCCAUUUAUCCGUAAUGAGACAGAAACACCUGUUCCUGAGGCGCUAAAAAUAAACCAGAACAUUUAACAAGGCUGCAGCACAUCAGGAUGCUGUGAACGUUUCGAAUGUUCAUCCCGUUUUUUGGAUCAUUUUGGUUCGCAAAAGUUGAAAAAAAAAAAAAAACUCCCCUCCAGAACCCUCCAGCAGCCACUUUUCUGUUGCUGUUGUGCGCCUUUUUUUUUUUUCGGGUUUUGCUUUGUGCUUCUAUAAAAGGAGUGUCCUCUUUUGGUGAGACUCGAGGAGCCGGUGACGCAGGCGCCGUGGGUGUAUAAGAGAGCGCGCCCGGCUCUGGUUCGGCGCACACAUGGAGAAGCAGCUGGGUUGGUAAGAUCUCUGAUCGCCUCUCGGUGUCUCUGACAGAACACGGAGAUGAACACAACUGAGAAGUUCUACCUUCCCGUUGAUGGCAUCCUGGACAUGUUCGACUCUCUCACCGGGCAGUCACGCAUUACGCACCCAGCUCUCCAGAGCGCAGCGCUCCCUCCGGCCACACAGCACCCCAAAGUCUCAAGCAUAUCCAAGGCAGGCAUGGGCAUCAUCAAGACGGUGAGGGAGAGCUGGAGGCAGCACGAGAAGAGAGCGGCUGCCAGAAGAUCCUCGAGCUCUGGGAACAGGCAGCUGUCCACGGAUCGGCUCCCGAAGAGGUCCGUGGACCUGCUGGAGCUGGGACUGGCCAAGCCCAGGAACUGUCACAGAGUGGUGGUGCUCGGUGCUCCCAAAGUGGGCAAAACCAACAUCCUGAGGAGGUUCUUGGGGAACGACUUUGAAGAGAACUACGAGCCCACAGCAGAGGACUUCCACAGGAAGCUGUUCCACAUCGGAGGAGAAGCUUAUCAGGUGGAUCUGCUGGACGCAGCGAGUGAGCGGAACUUCCCUGCCAAGCGGAGGCUGUCCAUCCUGACAGGUGACACCUUCCUGCUCGUCUUCAGUCUGGAUGACAGAAACUCUUUCGAUGAAGUCUGCGCGCUGCUCACCGAGAUCAGAGCUGCCAAAGCGCAGUUACUCAAACUAAAACAUCCCGCGAGAGUUCCGGCUGUGAUCUGCGGGAAUAAAGCGGACCUGGAGGCGCCGGGAGCCGUGAGCCGCUCGGAGGUGGAGGAGACGCUCGGUGAGGACGUCUCCUUCUUCCAAACUUCGGCCAAAGACGGCACCGGGCUGGAGGGUGCGUUCAGGGACCUCGCCACUCUUGGGGGACUGCCUGUUGAGACGAGCCCGUCCCGGCACCAGCUCGUCUCCAUCCUCACCUACCAGUCCAUGUGCAUCGGCCAGCGGGGCAGGGCAGCGAGGCGGACGCGGGGGCACGGCGCGCCCUGCGCCGCCACGGACCCUCUGGCGCGCCGGCCGAGCUUCACCAGCGACCUGCAGCUGGUGCUGAGAUCCAGCAAGCAACACAAACCCGAGAGGUGUCAGAUUCAAUGAAUCUCGAGCCUUCUCACAAACCAAUUGUAGUAGUAUGCUGCAAUGUCGUAUUAUGUAAGGGGUUAUACUCUCAUGUCGCACCUGGCUGGACCAGUGCGUUCAUACUCUGCCUUUUGUAUGUAACUGUAUGAUUAUUGUAUUCCAAUAAAAAAAUAUAUUUCUAA